Molecule: messenger RNA, 841 nt
Organism: Pundamilia nyererei
Lineage: Eukaryota; Metazoa; Chordata; Actinopteri; Cichliformes; Cichlidae
Product: WD repeat-containing protein 88-like
Exons: 6
Coding region: 25-720 (231 amino acids)
Molecular function (GO): protein binding
Source: RefSeq, a predicted model, not a curated record
GUCACAGUGUCCUGGGAUAAGAAGAUGGUGGCCUGGGACCUGGAGACCGGACUCACUCUGUGGAAAUUGAGGCAGCUCGGCCUGCUGACCUCCUGCAGCUCCUCGUCCGACGGCCGGCUGGUCGUUUGUGCUGUAAAUCCUCAGAAUGGCGUUUCCGUCUGCGACGCCGCCAGCGGACAGAUGUUGCACCACGUCAGCGAUCUUCACCGCUCCUGCAUCACUCGAUGUCGGUUCGACCCUCAGAGCCAGCGAGUGGCCACCGUCUCUGCAGACCGCAGCAUCAAACUGUGGGACCUGCGGGCGCAGAAAACCACCGUGUCCAUCGACAGUAACCAUGGAAACGUCGUCUCAGCCUGCUGCUUCACCAGCAACGGGCACUUCCUGUGCACGGCGUCGUGGGACAAGACGCUGAAGCUGUGGGACCUGCAGGCGGGGGGGUUCCGAUCUCACGGCGGGACGCCGCUGCAGGGAGGCCACGCAGGCAGCGUGAGUGCCUGCUGCCUCGCCGCUGCUGACGCGAACCUCCUGGUGUCCGCCUCCUACGACAGGACUGUUGCUCUCUGGGAUUUGUCGUCUCUCUCUCAGACUCUCGUGCUGAAGGGCCACAGUGAUUGGGUGACAGAUGUGUCAGUGAGUGCUGACAGGAAGUUGGUGGCUUCUUCCUCCAAGGUUCACAAGUAUUUUCCCUCACAGUCCCGGCCCGAAGUUUUUGCUCCUUGAGCUUUUCUUUCUUUCUUUUUUUGUCCUGUCUUUCUCCCCUCACCCUCACCGUGCUCACCAUCUCUGACCCUGGGUCUGCUGGAGGUUUCUUCCUGUGAAAAUGUAGUUUUUCCUUCCCACU